This is a messenger RNA of Sphaeramia orbicularis (orbiculate cardinalfish), 953 nucleotides long. RefSeq names its product signal recognition particle 19 (gene srp19). Gene Ontology annotation, cellular component: signal recognition particle, endoplasmic reticulum targeting. Bases 119 to 571 code for a protein of 150 amino acids. The record is from RefSeq and is a predicted model, not a curated record. The transcript is spliced from 5 exons. Gene Ontology annotation, molecular function: 7S RNA binding. Lineage: Eukaryota; Metazoa; Chordata; Actinopteri; Kurtiformes; Apogonidae. Gene Ontology annotation, biological process: SRP-dependent cotranslational protein targeting to membrane; SRP-dependent cotranslational protein targeting to membrane, signal sequence recognition.
CCGCCGUUAACUGAGAAGAAGCAGACCCAGGUCCGGUGGUGGUCCGCAGAUGGUUCGGUGUUUUCGCCUCAGUUUAAACUAAUUAACCUCCUGUUUUGGUCCAGAACUGAGCGGAACCAUGGCUCACUUGACCCAGAACCCGGCAGAUAAAGAAAGGUUCAUCUGUGUUUAUCCAGUUUACAUCAACAGUAAGAAGACACUGGCAGAAGGACGGAGGGUUCCAACAGACAAGGCUGUGGAGAACCCGUCGUGUGCAGAGAUCAGAGACGUUCUAACGGCCGCAGGGAUGAACGUCUACGUGGAAAACAAGAUGCAUCCCAGAGAGUGGAACCGAGACGUCCAGUUCAGAGGCCGAGUCCGGGUCCAGAUCAAAGAAGCCGACGGGACUCCGUGUCAGGAUAAGUUCACCUCCCGUUCUCCUCAUGUUCCACCUGUUCCAGGUAGAGACGUGAUGUUCUAUGUGGCGGAGAUGAUCCCCAAACUGAAAACUAGAACCCAGAAAAGUGGUGGAGGAGAUAUGAGCAGUCAGCAGAACGAAGGAGGGAAGAAGAGCAAGAAGAAGAAGAAAUAGAACCCAACCGACGGAACUGCCAGGUCCGUGGAACCGCUGGGUCCAUGUAACCGCCGGGGCGGGUCCGUGGAACUUUUGGGUCCGUGGAACCACUAGAGCCCGUGGACCCACUGGGUCCGUGGAACCGCUGGGUCCAUGUGGAACCACUAGAGCCUGUGGACCCACCGGGUCCGUGGAACCUGUUCUAUGUGAGUGUGUCCAUGUUCAUCUGGUUUCAUCCAUCAUUUGUUGUGUUUUCUCUGAAACAACGUCAUGUCAGUAAAUGAACCAGCGUUCCUGUGGUUCUAUUAAGGAAAACAUGGAGAACGUCCACGUUCCAUGCUGUGUUAGUCUGUGAACUGUCGAGAAUCAACCUGAAUAAAGGCUUCGUUCCUCAGCUUCA